Ilyonectria robusta is the source of this 1469-nucleotide messenger RNA. Its product is annotated as Alpha/beta hydrolase family-domain-containing protein. Lineage: Eukaryota; Fungi; Ascomycota; Sordariomycetes; Hypocreales; Nectriaceae. The transcript is spliced from 3 exons. The coding region runs from base 191 to 1441 and encodes 416 amino acids. The record is from RefSeq and is a predicted model, not a curated record.
AGCAAUCUACACGUCGUGUCGCUCCAACCACCACCGGACUUCUCUUUCAUCAACCACUCACUCCAUGGCGACAUUUCAAUCAUCAUAAAGAAGGCAACUCGAUCAAUCAAACGCCAUACCUCGCCCUGCUCAUUUAUAGGUCUCACGGCGACAUACAAGGCCACUCUUUGCACGUCUUAGACCCGCCAUCAUGUCUGCCAUCUUCGACAUCAAGGAGCACACCAUUGAGGCCGCACAUAUACGAGAAUUCGCCCGUGCAACCGCCAAUUCUCAGGAUGAGAGGCUUCUACUGCACAUCAAGCAGUAUACCCCCAAGGAUAACCCCAACCCGCAGAAGGGUGAUGUAACUAUCAUUGGUGGUCAUGCCAAUGGCUUUCCGAAGGAGCUCUAUGAACCCCUCUGGGAAGAAGUGUACCAUGAAGCCAAGAGUCGCAACGUUCGUAUCCGCAGUAUUUGGAUCGCCGAUACGGCAUGGCAAGGCCAGAGCGGCAUCCUAAAUCAGGAUGCCCUCGGAAAUGACCCUGGAUGGCUGGACUAUGCUCGGGAUAUCCUCCACAUGAUCAACACAUUCCGCCCGCCACCUCCCAUCAUGGGAAUGGGCCACUCAUUUGGCGGCAACGCUCUAGCAAAUGUCUCGUUGCUCCACCCGCGUCUUUUGACAUCACUUGUCCUGCUUGACCCUGUCGUCUCCCGCUACGCAUCUUCCCCAGAUAGCAAAGCGAUGGGGCCUGCUGCCAGUAGCAUGCACCGCCGCGAGGUCUGGCCAUCGCUCAAGGACGCCGAAGCUUCCUUCAAACGCAGCCCAUUCUACAAGUCCUGGGAUCCCCGGGUGCUUGAGCGGUGGGUUGAUUUCGGGAUAAGACAAAUCCCGGGCCAAGACGCCGUCACCUUGACUACGACGAAGCACCAAGAGGUAUUUACCUUUCUCCGACCAAGCUGGGACGCGUACGACGCCCAGGGCAAGACCAUCAUCCAUCCCGAACUCGUUCCGGAUCUGAACCCCAACCUGAAUGAAAAGUACCCGACGUACCCGUUCUACCGGUCGGAGGGUGCCAGCACUGUAGACCGCCUCCCGAAUGUACGGCCCAGCGUGCUCUACGUCUUCGGCGGCAAAAGCGACAUUUCCCCCAUCCAUCUCCAGGACGAGAAGAUGGCCAUCACCGGUGCAGGACUUGGCGGGAGUGGUGGCGCCAAGGCCGGCCGCGUGAAGAAGGUCGUGGGCGACUACGGCCACUUGAUACCCAUGGAGAGCCCCAAGUUCUGCGCGCAGGCGGCUGCGGAGUGGAUCGAAGCUGAGUUGCAGCGGUGGUGGGUGGAGGAGCGCAAGUAUGAAGAGUGGACGCGGAAGUCGGCGGCCGAGAAGACUACCAUCUCGGAGGAGUGGCAUAAAUAUUUGAGUAAGCCGGAGAGAAAAAACGGGAAGAACAAGGCAAAGAUCUAAAGUAGACCAAACACGUGUAUUACAGUUC